Molecule: messenger RNA, 1176 nt
Organism: Pleuronectes platessa (European plaice)
Lineage: Eukaryota; Metazoa; Chordata; Actinopteri; Pleuronectiformes; Pleuronectidae
Product: repetin-like
Exons: 2
Coding region: 1-1176 (391 amino acids)
Cellular component (GO): cornified envelope
Source: RefSeq, a predicted model, not a curated record
AUGGGGGCGGGGCAUAUGUUUCCCUUAGGUUUCCAUGUUACAUGUACGGUGUCUCAUCAGGGACAAACGUCUCAUCAGGGACAAACGUCUCAUCAGGGACAAACGUCUCAUCAGGGACAAACGUCUCAACAGGGACAAACGUCUCAUCAGGGACAAACGUCUCAUCAGGGACAAACGUCUCAACAGGGACAAACGUCUCAACAGGGACAAACGUCUCAACAGGGACAAACGUCUCAUCAGGUACAAAGGUCUCAACAGGGACAAACGUCUCAACAGGGACAAACGUCUCAUCAGGGACAAACGUCUCAACAGGGACAAACGUCUCAUCAGGGACAAACGUCUCAUCAGGGACAAACGUCUCAACAGGGACAAACGUCUCAACAGGGACAAACGUCUCAUCAGGUACAAAGGUCUCAACAGGGACAAACGUCUCAUCAGGGACAAACGUCUCAACAGGGACAAACGUCUCAUCAGGGACAAACGUCUCAACAGGGACAAACGUCUCAUCAGGGACAAACGUCUCAUCAGGGACAAACGUCUCAUCAGGGACAAAUGUCUCAUCAGGGACAAACAUCUCAACAGGGACAAACGUCUCAUCAGGGACAAACGUCUCAGGGACAAAUGUCUCAACAGGGACAAACGUCUCAUCAGGGACAAAUGUCUCAUCAGGGACAAACAUCUCAACAGGGACAAACGUCUCAGGGACAAAUGUCUCAACAGGGACAAACGUCUCAUCAGGGACAAACGUCUCAACAGGGACAAACGUCUCAACAGGGACAAACGUCUCAUCAGGGACAAACGUCUCAACAGGGACAAACGUCUCAACAGGGACAAACGUCUCAUCAGGGACAAACGUCUCAUCAGGGACAAACGUCUCAUCAGGGACAAACGUCUCAACAGGGACAAACGUCUCAACAGGGACAAACGUCUCAGGGACAAAUGUCUCAACAGGGACAAACGUCUCAUCAGGGACAAACGUCUCAACAGGGACAAACGUCUCAACAGGGACAAACGUCUCAGGGACAAAUGUCUCAACAGGGACAAACGUCUCAUCAGGGACAAACGUCUCAACAGGGACAAACGUCUCAUCAGGGACAAACGUCUCAUCAGGGACAAACGUCUCAUCAGGGACAAACGUCCUCAAAUGCUGCAGAGCUGCUCCGCAUUGUCUCCUAG